Messenger RNA from Salvia splendens (bonfire salvia), 1542 nucleotides. Its product is annotated as F-box/kelch-repeat protein At3g23880. Bases 192 to 1274 code for a protein of 360 amino acids. Lineage: Eukaryota; Viridiplantae; Streptophyta; Magnoliopsida; Lamiales; Lamiaceae. The transcript has a single exon. The record is from RefSeq and is a predicted model, not a curated record. Gene Ontology annotation, molecular function: protein binding.
AAAUGAGAGAAAAGUAUAUGGAAAAAGGUUCCAAGUCUACGCACGUCUGUUACUGAAAUGUCGACUUAGAAUUCAAGGUCUUCUCCAAUCAACUAAAACUGGAUGAUCCUUUCACUUUAUUUACUUACCACUCAAUUUUCUGAUAUUGAAUCCAGAGCAGAAUCAAUCUCAUCAAACAUUGAAACCUUGCCAUGGAAGAUCCCUCCAUUGUGAUUCCCAAGCUCCCAAACGACGUGAUCAUCGAAAUUCUCACCAGGCUACCAGUAAAACCCCUCUUGAAAUUCAAAUGCGUCUGCAAAUCAUGGCGAGCCCUAAUUUCCAGCACACAAUUCGUCGCAGCCCACCUCGAAUUCACAAAAUCAGCUCCAAAUCUCACUACCCACAGACUCAUUUUGAAGUAUCGAGGUAAUACUAUGAAGCAAUGUUCAGUUAAUUCCAUACUACACCAAUCUGUUCCCGAAGCAUUCGAUUUGAGUUGCUCACUUCUAUCUGAGAGAUAUCGAGUUUGGGUGGUGGGUUCUUGCAAUGGUUUAGUUUGCCUGUUGAUAGAUAAAAAUAAAAUGAUUUUGUGGAACCCAUCCACGGGAAUUUCCAAAAAACUGCCUGAUUUCGGCGUGGAAAUAAACGUUGGUCACAACUAUUAUACUUAUGGCUUAGGUUAUGAUAAAUCGAGUGAUGAUUAUAAAGUGGUGGGGUUUUUCAAUAGCAAUAGGGAUUUGUCUGAGGUGAUAGUGCAAGUUUAUAGUUUGAAGAAUGAUAAGUGGAAGAGGAUCGAGAAUUUCAAGGGGCGUUGGUCGAUGGAUGGUACAGCCACGUUUGCUAAUGGGAAGCUCUAUUGGAUUGCUAAUCAAGGUUAUGAGUUGGAAUCCGGUUCGGGUAUUUUGUCCGUUGAUUUGGAGACGGAGGAGUAUGAGAUACUGCAAAUGCCGAGCUAUGUGAAGAGUGGCUAUUACUCGGGGUUGGGAGGAGCGUGGGAGGGGUCGUUGCACGUGCUGUGCAGCCAUAUGGAGAGCGCGGAUGUGUGGAUCAUGGACGUGGGAGGAGGGGAUUGGACGAAGGUGGCUACAAUUCCCUACACUGAUGAUUUCUUGAAGAAUACUUAUAAGAGUGCAUUGUAUGUGCUUAAGGAUGGUCGGGUCCUGUUGCUUUGUGGUUCGAGUUUUGUGAUAUUUGAUGCAAAGGAUUGCUCGUUUAGGUAUCCGGAGGUUGGGGACUCGGGUGAACUCGUUCGAGUCGGUGCUUAUCUUGAAAGUUUAGUCUCACCGGUGGGAUGAUAGUGGUAGAUGUUGUUUGUGGUUCGCGAUUGCAUUGCUGGAACGUUAUAUUUCCGUCUUGUUGUGAUUGUAAUCUACUACUGUAUGUAGCAAAGUGGCAUUCUCUCAUCAGUAUUCUGUGAAGUCUUUUUUAUAUCUUUUGGUUCUGUAUGUGUAGGAGUAUAUUAUUGUAAUGUAUGCACAAUAAUUGAUGGAGAUAUUGUUUGCUAGCAUAUUCUACACAUUUUGCUGCAUAAAUAAAGGGUCAAUAAUGGUGAUUUACUGACAA